Messenger RNA from Tinamus guttatus (white-throated tinamou), 1123 nucleotides. Lineage: Eukaryota; Metazoa; Chordata; Aves; Tinamiformes; Tinamidae. The record is from RefSeq and is a predicted model, not a curated record.
GAUGCCCCAAACGCUGAGGUCUACCAGCAUGUUUACCCCAUGUGGCUUCAGCCCUCAUCUACAUACUUCGAAAGAAGACGAACAAGGAGGACUGAUCUUCCAGGAUGGAAACCUUACCUCAGCCUCUCUGGAUGCUCUAAUCCAGCAUCUUAUACCCACCACUGAUUACUACCCUGAAAAGGCUUAUGUAAAAAUUGCCUCUGCUUGUCUCUUUUCUGCAGAAAUUUUUUCCAGGCUCUUCAUCGAACCUCACGAGCUUCUGUCCCGAGUCUGUCACAAGUGCAUUGAGCAGCAGCGGCUGGAUGACCCGGUGUUGGACAAGGCACGGAUCAGAAAAUUUGGACCCAAAAUCUUACAGUUGCUGACGGAGUGGACAGAAACAUUCCCGUAUGAUUUUCAGGAAGAACGGAUGAUUGGCCAUCUGAAAGACAUGAUUCACAGGAUAGCCCCGUGUGAUGAGGCCUACUGGAAAAAAAUGAAUCAGCUUUUGCAAACCCUGAAUCAGAAGCUUGCAACCCUCAGCCAUGGGCAAGAAGGGAUUGUCAAGAUUAGUGCUGCUGUCUCAGAUAAGCUGGUUGCCUUUAAAAACAAGCCCCCGUCAAUCCAGAGGGAAAUCCUGAGUGUGUGCAGUGACCCCUACACGCUGGCGCAGCAGCUCACGCACGUGGAGUUGGAGAGGCUAAGUCACAUUGGACCCGAGGAAUUUGUGCAGGCGUUUGUCCAUAAAGACCCUUUGGAUGGCACCAAGACUUGUUUCAGUGAGCAGAAGAAGACAAGUAACCUUGAGGCCUACGUGAAAUGGUUCAAUAGACUCUGCUAUCUCGUAGCAACAGAGAUUUGCAUGCCAGCAAAAAAGAAACAGCGAGCGCAAGUCAUCGAGUUCUUCAUUGAUGUCGCUCGAGAGUGUUUUAAUAUAGGAAAUUUUAAUUCACUGAUGGCAAUCAUUUCUGGAAUGAACAUGAGUCCGGUUUCCAGGCUAAAGAAGACUUGGUCAAAAGUGAAAACAGCAAAAUUUUUCAUUCUUGAGCACCAGAUGGACCCUACUGGGAACUUCUACAACUACCGGACGGCGCUGCGGGGAGCUGCUCACAGGUCCCUCACUGCACACAGCAACAGGGAGAAG